UGUGUGUAUGAGUGUGUGUGUCUGUGUGUGUGUUUAAAAAGACCAGAGGAGUGUGUGUUUUGUGGCCUUACAGGACAGUGGACUGAUAAAUCUCAGAGGAUGCAUCGGCUUACAGUGGUGACCUUGGUGCUGGUGGCUCUGUGCUCCGUGGGGAGCGUGGAUUCUUCGGCGUACGACAAGAUUGUCACCCACAGCCGCAUACGAGCCCGGAAGGAAGGGCCCAAUGUGUGCGCUCUGCAGCAGGUCCAGGGGUCCAACAAGAAGUACUUCAGCACAUGUAGGAACUGGUACAAAGGAGCCAUCUGUGGCAAGAAGGCGAAAGUCCUCUAUGAGUGCUGUCCUGGGUACAUGAAGCUGGAUGGCAUGAAAGGAUGCCCUGCAGUGGCUCCCAUUGACCAUGUGUACGGUACUCUGGGACUCGUGAAAGCUACGACCACUCAGCAGUACGCUGACAUGUCCAAGCUUAGAGAGGAAAUUGAAGGCAGAGGCUCCUUCACCAUGUUCGCACCCAGCAAUGAAGCCUGGGAUCAGCUUGCACCUGAAAUGCGUUCAGCACUGGUGAGCAACGUGAACAUCGAGCUGUACAACGCUCUUCACUUCCACAUGGUGAACCGCCGAUUUUUAACCAAAGACCUGAAGAACGACAUGACACUCAUCUCCAUGUACAACGACCUGGGGCUCUACAUCAACCACUACCCAAAUGGAGUUGUGACGGUAAACUGUGCCAGGAUCAUCCAUGGUAACCAGAUUGCAACCAACGGUGUGGUGCACGUCAUUGAUCGGGUUAUUGGCUUUGUCAGUAACACCAUCAAGGGCGUUCUGGAUGUGGACGAUGACCUCUCCUCUUUCAGUGCUGCACUGUUGGCAUCUGGUAUGAUGGACAAGCUGGACCAGCCAGGACACUACACUCUGUUUGCCCCGACUGAUGAGGCCUUUGCAAAGCUGGCCCCGGGCCACCUGGAGAGAAUCAUGGGCAACAAGGCUGUUAUUGCAGCCCUGGUGAACUACCACCUGAUCAACAGCGUCCAGUGCUCUGAGGCAAUCAUGAGCGGGUCAAUAUACGAGACGGCAGAGGGCAGCACCAUCGAGAUCGGCUGUGAUGGUGACAGUCUGACUGUUAAUGGCAUCAAGAUGGUGCUGAAGAAGGACAUCGUCACCACCAAUGGCGUCAUCCAUCUCAUCGAUGACGUGCUCAUCCCUGAUUCAGCCAAGGAAGUGCAGGAGCUCUUGGGAGAAUCUCAGAGCACUUUCGGUGGACUUGUGACUGAUUUGGGCUUAGCUUCCGCCUUGGGUGCAAAGACUGAGUACACGCUCCUUGCUCCUCUCAACACUGCAUUCACAAAGGAGAUGCUGAAACCAGACCGGCGGCUGAUAUCUAUUUUGGAAAACCACAUGCUGAAGCUGAAAGUCACACUGAGUGAGCUCUACAACGGACAGCUGCUGGAAACACUGGCUGGCAAGCUGCUCCGAGUCUUCAUUUACCGCACUGCUGUGUGUGUAGAAAAUGCAUGUAUGACACGUGGUGGGAAAGAAGGAAGUAAUGGUGCGCUACAUGUGAUGAAGUCUAUCAUCAAACCUGCUGAGAAAACCAUGUAUGAGCUUCUGGUCGCUGAUGGACGCUUCAAAAUUUUCCUGGCACUGAUGGAGACAGCAGAUCUGACUGAUCUGAUGAAGCAGGAGGGCUCCUACACCAUCUUUGCACCCACUGACGAUGCUUUUGACGGCCUCAGCAAAGAAGACAUGGCUCUGCUCAAAAGUGAUCUGAACGCUCUGAGGGUCAUUCUGUUGUACCACUUCAGUAACGGCGUCUUUAUCAAUGGAGGAUUGGAGGGAGGAGUCACCAAUCUGCUGAAAACCCUGCAGGGCAACAAUCUGCAAGUUAUGUCAGUAAACAACUCCAUCCACGUCAACUCUGUGGGUGUUCCAGACAGCGACCUGAUGGCUACGAAUGGUGUGAUCCAUGUAGUGAAGAAUGUUCUCUAUCCUGCGGACCUUCCUGUGGGCCGCCAGGACAUCCUGGUUCUCCUGAAGAAGCUGAUUAAGUACAUCCAGAUUAAGUUUGUUUCCGGGUAUUCUUAUUCUGAGAUCCCACUCACCUUUAUCAAGAGGACCAUCACUACUUAUGUGGAAACAGUCCCCGAUACAGCAAAGGUGGUCAGAGUCAUCCCAGGAAAACCAUCAACGACCCACAAGGUCACACGAGUGAUUGAGACUGAACCAGCAGUGAACAAGGUCGUUGUGACGGGGGAUUCGGUGAUCACCAAAGUUACAAGAGUGAUCGAGACUGAACCAACGGGGACUAAGCUGGUCGUGGAUGGAGAACCGGUGGUCACUAAAGUAACCAGGAUCGUGGAGGGAGAUCCAACCUACACCAAAGUUACCCGGGUCAUGACGGGAGAUCCGGGCUUCACCAAAGUAACCGGGGCCGUGGAGGGAGACCCGACCUUCACCAAAGUUACCCGGGUCGUGACGGGAGAUCCGGGCUUCACCAAAGUUACCCGGGUCGUCGCGGGAGAUCCGACCUACACCAAAGUUACCAGGGUCAUCGAGGGCGAGGCUUCACAAACUUCAGUUACCAGGGUCAUCGAGGGCGAGGCUUCACAAACUUCAGUAACCAGAGUCAUUGAUGGAAAGCCCUCUAUUACUAAAGUUACAAGAGUCAUCGAUGGUGGAAGUGGAAAUGCAAAUGCGGAUGGAAAGAGAGGCUCAGGUGGAACCAGAAUCACCGCAGGGAAUCAGCCUCAGAUCAUUGAGGUGCCGGACUUCACAGGGAUCACCACCAUCCAUGGAAACCCAAAUCUGAUCGAAGAGGAAUCAGAGAGAAUCAGCAAAAUCAUUAAAGAGGGAGGUAAAUUUGCUGCUGCCAGGAAAGCUCCAGCUGGAAUGAGAAGGAGAGCAAGGCUGGUCAGGCGCCACCACAGGCCAAGGCAGAUUAACCAACAGUGAGAAAACACCUUCGGGCUCACCGCAGAGACUGAAUGCAGCUCCAGUGCUCCUGGUCGAGCGCUGGAGGAUUGAAAAACUGUGGACUGAUAAAAGGCGAUCAAAUCAAUCUGGCUAUUUCUCGUUCUGAACCAAACAAUAAGACUGUUUACUGUUGCAUCUGGAAUACGUUGUUUGUGAUAGGCAUGGUGUGUUAUAGUACUGCAAUGAUAUUAGAAAAACUUCAUAUGUAAGUAACGUAGGUCUGCAAAGGGAAAUCUGACAUUUUUUCAUGGGGCAGAUGGUGUGAGAUAUAUUUUACCAACUCUUUUGUAGAAUGUGUGCUUUUCUUUGUUAACUGAUGGAUCUGGAGGGUUUUUGUAUGCUUUCUUAUGGUGCUCACAUUCUGUGUGAUGGAUGCAUUUUCAUGAUUAUGACAAAUGAUACAGUGUCAUUGUUUUGCUACCAUCUGAUGCUGUACUGAAUCUUUGUAAAUAAUGUCAUGGUAAUUAAAAAGACAGUGAAUUUUUA
Messenger RNA from Notolabrus celidotus (New Zealand spotty), 3453 nucleotides. RefSeq names its product periostin, osteoblast specific factor a (gene postna). The record is from RefSeq and is a predicted model, not a curated record. The transcript has 23 exons. Lineage: Eukaryota; Metazoa; Chordata; Actinopteri; Labriformes; Labridae. Gene Ontology annotation, molecular function: protein binding. The coding region runs from base 100 to 2946 and encodes 948 amino acids.